AUGUCUCUAUUCUCCGUCCCCAUAGGAGCGUGGGUGGAUCUCUGUCCGCGUUUACCGCUAGCUGCCUUCGCGAUCUCCGCGCAAAACGCCGCUCUGUUUCUCGCCGCGAUCGCCGUCGCCGCUCUGCUCUACCUCGCCGACUAUCUCGCCGCACCCGCCGCCGCGAGCCCCGCUGGGUCCGAGCUAUUCGCGUGGGUGGCCGGAGCAGUCGAAACGGGAGCUGACGUGGCACUGGUGGCGGCGGUUUGCGUGCUGGGCGCCGCGGCUGCUCUCGCUGGAUUGGCGCGCGGGAUCGCGGUGGAGCGUGAUUGGGCGGUGGUGAUUGCGGAUUGGGUUUGCGAGCAGGAAGGUGCUGCGAAAGGGGGAUGCGGGCGGCAGGGGGAAUGGGAGGACAGGGGAGAAGACGAAGCGGAGAGAGGGGGAGUUUUCCAGGCGGGGUUGGCUUGUAACGAAUCAGCGCGGCGUGGGAAAGAGGAGGGGAGGGAGGGGGCGGGGAGAGAGGAGGGACAGAGAGAGGAGGAGGGGGGACACCAGUUACAGACGCACGUUGGAGGCAAGAGUGGUUUCAGCGGAGCAGGGGAACGAGAGGUGGCUGAUUCUAGAGGUGGAGGAGGUCAUCUGGAGAAGGCAGCGCAUGCAGAGGAGCUUCUAGCUGGGCAGCAACAGGGGCAGCAGGAGAGGCAGGAGGGGCAGAAGGAGGGGCAGCUGGAGGGGCAGCUGGAGGAACAGAAAGAGCAGGAGGAGCAGGGGGGUGAGCAGAGGGAGCGCGUGCGAGCACGGCUCAACUCCACUCUUCGCACCAUCGACCUGCUGUGCCGCCUGCUCGCCCCUGCCCUCACUGGCGCCCUCAUGGCCGCUGCCUCUGCCUCCGCCUCUGCCUCCGCUUCCUCCUCCCCUUCCGCCGCACCCCCUUCGGCCCUCGCAUCUACCCCCGCCUCGUCCGCACGCGCAGAAUUGCUGCCAGUGUCGCUGCCGCUCGCCAUGGCCGUGUGGGUUCUCGUGGCUGCUGCUGCCGAGCUGCUGCUGCUGGCGCUCGUUCACUCGCAGGUGCCCGCGCUGGGGGCGAGGCGCAAGGAGAGAGGCGGGGAGGAGGACGAAACGGCUGGUGUGGAGGAGAGGGAAGGUGAGGGAGGGGACGAGGAAGAGGAGGAAGAAGAGGAGGACGAGGAAGCGGAGGAGGAAGAGGAGGAAGAAGGGAGAGAGGGAGGGGUGGCGCGUGGAGGGGACGAUAAGAAUAGAGCGGGGAAUGUUACGAGUCAAGUGAAGACACAAAUUGACGAUGAGGAUGUUACGGGGAAUGGGCAUGAGGGAGGGGAUAAGCAGAUGCUGGUGCCUUCAGCCGCUAAUCCAACGUCACCUGCUCCUAUCACCCCCUCAGACUCCCCAGCCGCCGCUAUCAUCACCACCACCACUGCCACCAAGAGCAGCAGCAGCAGCAGCGAGCCUCCCCUCAUUCCCUCCAUCGCCCACAACCCCUCCUUCUUAAACCACCUGCUCUCCUCCCUCCACCACCUCCGCCUCCUCCUCACCUCCUGGCUGACCACCCUUCGCUCUGCCUGGACCAUCUACCUCCGCCAAACCUCCCUCCUCCCCUCGCUCGCCCUCGCCCUUCUCUACCUCACAGUGCUCUCCUUCGGAUCCCUCAUGUGCGCCUACCUGCACUCCCAAGGCGUUCCUCUCGGUCUCCUAGGCUCGGCAAGCGGCGCCGCAGCCGUCACCGGCGUGCUCGGAGCGACCCUCUUCCCGAGCCUCUGCGCCAGGCUCGGGCCGAGCCGGACCGCCGAGGCCUCCGUGUGGUCGCAGCUGGCGUGCCUCCUGCCGUGUGUCGUCGCGGGAUUGGUUCUCCAGUCGUCAGGGUCGAUCCCAGCAGUGCUGCUGAUGGCAGGAGUGGUAAUCUCGAGAGCUCCUCUCUGGGUGUUUGACCUUUCAGUGCUGCAGAUGGUGCAGGGGGCGGUGGUGGAGGAGGAGAGGGGCGCAGUGGGGGGAGUGCAGGAGUCGUUGCAGCAGGGAAUGCAGCUGGUGGUGUUGGUGCUAGCAGCGGUGAUUAGCAGGCCAAGGGAUUUCUGGGUGCUGACAACUGUGUCGGGAGGGGCGGUGAUGCUGGCGGCGGUGCUAGUUAGUGUGGAUCGGAGGGGGAGGGGGGGUUUGGGGCGAAUCAAAAGGGGUGGUUGGCAAAAGCAAGCUGAGGGGCUUCUGGAAGCGGAUGGAACGCCCAGCACCACCACUCUUUCCAACCGACCCAAUUCCAUGACCGAAGCUGUCAAACUCCUUGGGGGAGCUCUUGCAUUGUCCCAACCCAACUCGAGCACCCUUUGA
Messenger RNA from Closterium sp. Naga37s-1, 2316 nucleotides. NCBI's taxonomy places the organism in Eukaryota, Viridiplantae, Streptophyta, Zygnematophyceae, Desmidiales, Closteriaceae. The record is from the annotation of a GenBank genome assembly.